This is a messenger RNA of Cyanistes caeruleus (blue tit), 3907 nucleotides long. Lineage: Eukaryota; Metazoa; Chordata; Aves; Passeriformes; Paridae. The record is from RefSeq and is a predicted model, not a curated record.
AUGGUCACCAGGCACACUGCUGUAAUCCCAUCACUGCGGCACCAGGAGGGAUUCCUGCUGCUGCUGCUGCUGCUGCUGCUGUCUCCAAAGAUUUGUGUUUCCACAAAGGAAUCUGAAUAUGGUGUUGAACUUGAGAGCCAGGAAUGCUCCCAAGCUCCAGAGCUCGAGCUGGUUUGGCUGGGACUGAACUUCUAUUUGUUUAUUGAUACCUUCCACUGGUAUGAAGAUGACAAUGCUUACAUUUAUACACGGAUUAUGCUGGGAUCAACCCUGGCUUGGGCAAGAGCUUCUGCAUCGUGCCUUAAUUUUAACUGUAUGCUAAUCCUGUUACCAGUCUGUAGAAACCUUAUUUCAUUCUUAAGAGGAGCAAGCAUUUGCUGUGGAGGAGCACUGAGGAGACAGCUUGACAAAAACAUCACAUUUCACAAGAUGGUUGCCUAUGGAAUAGCGUUAAAUGCAACCAUCCAUAUUGUUGCCCACUCCAUCAACAUUGAGCGGUAUCAUUCCAGCCAGUCAAAAGAAGCUGGGGAGCUACGAAAUAAACUUUCUGGUCUUGGCAAGAGCCCAAAUGAAAGCUACUUGAACCCGAUCAGGACCUAUGAAACAAACACAACAGGACAAGUACUAACCACAAUAGCUGGAAUAACUGGAGUUAUGAUAACCGUGGCUUUAAUUCUGAUCAUGACUUCAUCCACUGAGCUCAUCAGAAGGUCGUGCUAUGAGGUUUUCUGGUACACCCAUCACCUCUUUGUGGUUUUCUUCAUUGGUUUAAUAAUCCAUGGUAUGGGUCAGCUUGUCCGAGGUCAGACACCCCAGAGUCUGCUGCUCCACAAUGUCACUUACUGUAAAGAUCGCUACUGGGAAUGGGAGAACGCCACUCAGUGCCCUUUGCCACAGUUUUCUGGCAACAAACCUGUGGCUUGGAAGUGGGUGUUAAGUCCUGUGGUGUUGUACAUCUGCGAACGAAUUGUUAGAUUUUGGAGAUUUCAACAGGAAGUCAUCAUUACUAAGGUGGUGACACAUUCCUCUGGAGUCCUUGAGCUCCACAUGAAGAAACAUGGCUUUAAAAUGGGAGCUGGCCAAUAUAUAUUUCUACAGUGCCCAUCUGUCUCACAGCUAGAGUGGCACCCUUUCACCCUCACCUCAGCUCCCGAGGAAGACUACUUCAGCGUCCACAUACGGGUCAUCGGGGAUUGGACUGCAGCCCUUUUCAAGGCCUUUGGAGCAGAGGAAAAAGCUUUCAAGGAAUUGUGGAUGUUACCAAGACUGGCUGUGGACGGACCAUAUGGAUCUGCAACCACAGACAUCUUCCACUACCCAGUCAGUGUGUGCAUUGCGGCAGGAAUCGGAGUCACACCAUUUGCCUCUAUUUUAAAAUCCAUUUGGUACAAGUGCUGCAAUCCUGACACAGUACUGGCACUGCAGAAGGUUUAUUUUUACUGGAUUUGUCGAGACCCAUCAGCAUUUGAGUGGUUUGCUGAUCUUCUGUUCCAUUUGGAAACAAAAAUGGCUGAAAAAUGGAAAAAUGAUUUUCUAAGCUAUCAUAUAUUUCUUACUGGCUGGGAUGAAAGUCAGGCUACUCACAUAGCCCUACAUUUUGAUGACAAGAUGGAUAUAAUUACUGGUUUGAGACAGAAAACCUGUUAUGGAAGGCCAAACUGGGACAAUGAAUUCAAGCAACUAGCUGAAAACCAUCCUAGCAACAGCAUUGGUGUAUUCUUCUGUGGACCCAAGGCUCUCUCUAAGAUCCUGCAGAAGACAUGCAACUCAUAUUCAUCAGUUGAUCCAAGAGGAGUUCAGUUUCACUAUAACAAAGAAAGUUUCUAGACUGUACUUCUUAACUGUAUAAGAGAUAUUACCAGAUUGUGUAUUUUUUCCCUCCACCUCAUAUCCUCUGCAUCAGGCCAGAUAUUAAGAGGUAUAAAUUAAAAUAGGUGUAUUGACUUCAGUAGAAAAAUGCCAUCCCAUGCCAGCUAAAGAUCUGGACCCUUUCCUUUGCCUUUUCAUUGCUUACUUAAUGAUGCUGUAAAUAUCUCUACACCUGUGUGAAAACAUACACAAACCAUAACCUUUGAAGAAAAAGGCACGAGUAAAAUGGACAUUUAGAGCUGUACUUUGAUGUUUUGUAUGAUUGCAGGCAAUACAUUCCUGCUGUUUAAAUCAUGCCCAUGAAAGCAUUUCCUUCCUGGUUUUCUGAUUUUACACUCCCACUGCACACACAUCCACAUCCACAUUACCUUUUGUUCCACAGCAAUACUAUUUCUAUACACUCUGUCAAAUUCCAAAGAAGCAAAUUUGUUUUGCCCUACCAAGCUCUGCACCAUUUAAACCUGACGUUUCCAUGGGAAUGGUGUCUGUGUGUCCCAUGGACUAAUAUGUACUUAGGUUUAAUAGGCUAAGGGAACUCCAGAAAUUUUUGCACUCAGCAAAUGGAUCUCAUGAGACAUGCAACUGCAACUGUGGAAAAAAGCUUCAUGACAGAGUCAUUGAGGUGGGAAGGCACUACUGGCUUCUACUCCAAACCUCUUGCUCAGAGCUGAUUGUGUGAAGAGGAGCAACAUCAGCAUUCUUUCAUUCCUCAGGAACCCUCCUUUAACUAUUCAAAAAUAUAGAAUAGCAAAUUCCCUCAGCACUUGUGGAUGCAUCCCAUCAGUUUCCAUGGACUUGUUUAAAAUAUACCUAAACCUGAUCUUUCUUCACUGAAGGUAUGCAUGAUUUUUUUCAGAUCUUCCCACUUGCCUGAGAAGCCAGGGAUCUCCAAGUGUCAGCCUUAUGUGUAAAGACUGAGGCAGAACAGAAAUUGAGUACCUCUACCUUUCUCCAUUGCCUUGGAUGCCAAGCUUCCCACCCCAUUCAGCAGCAAAUCAACAUUUUCCUAGCUUUCCUUUUGCUACUGAUGCAUGCACAGCAGCUCUUCUUGCCCAUCACUUCCCUCACCAGAUUUAACUCCCAAUGGGCUUUGGCUUUCCUGACCCCAUCCCUGCACACUCACUGUCCCUAUAUUCCCUGCAUCAUCUGUCCUUGCAUCCACCUCUUGUAGCCUCCUUUUGUGCUUCAAUUCUGUCAGGAGAAUUUGUUCAACCAUAUGGAUCUCCUACUACCUUUGACUGGCUUAGUCCACAGCAAGAGGGAUCAUAUUUGAACCUAGGGCAGGUGAUUCUUAAAAAUCCUCCAUUUCCCCUGGACCCCUCUUCUCUCUAGGACCACGCUGCAUGGGAAACUUCCAGGCAUUGAAUUCCUCCUGUGUCCUCUCCAUGCCUUGUGUAUUAGCAUACAUGCAGUUCAGAAAGGCAUCCAGUCAUGUGAGUUUUCCUAAAGAGAUGUUAGAGCUUUCCCCACCCUGCUUUUCUGCACAUUCUAGUUUGUGUGGAUACCUUGGAGUAGGCCCCCUUCUGCCCUGUUUUUUUGAUGGUGACAUCUCUCCUGUUCACAUCAUCCUGUACACUUCAUUUGUUGCUACAGUCCACCACCUCCUCAUUUGAUUGUUGGUCAUCCACUCAUCACCAUCACACAACAUUUCCAUAAGCUACAAAAGGGAGAAAAAAAUAAUUCCCUCUAUCCCAGCACAGAGAGUAAAAACACCCCAUAUUUGAGUUGGACUGAGGUGUAACAGUUUUCUAGGAUCACAUAAUGGAUUUAUCCAGCCACAUGAUAAAAAUGAGAGAUAGGAAACAUCCUGUGUAUGUCAGCAUUUGAAUGACAAACAGAUGACAACACUAUAUAUGUAUCCUCACUCACAGACAAAAAAUGCUCUCUAGAGGGGACAUAACUGUAUAGACAAAAUAAACAGAACAAUAAAAAAUUAUGACAGAGAAGACUCCAAUGUUAUUUUAUACAUCUUCUACUAGGGGAUAUGGUAUGUGUGAACUGAAAUUGUUCCACAAUAUACAGCUGUAUUAUUGUUAAG